AUGGAGCAAGUAUUUCAGUGCUUAUCCGAGGAAGGAGCCCAUGUCGUCUACAAAUGCACAGCUGUAUACGAUCCAAAGACAGAAUACGGUAUUGAUCCCUUUGACAACGAUAUAAACGUGGAAUGGCCAUUGACCGAUAAAGUGAUCGUAAGCGAACGAGACAAAUGCCAUCAAAGUUUCAAGACAUACUCGAGUAAAUCAUAA
Cooperia oncophora is the source of this 204-nucleotide messenger RNA. NCBI's taxonomy places the organism in Eukaryota, Metazoa, Nematoda, Chromadorea, Rhabditida, Trichostrongylidae. The record is from the annotation of a GenBank genome assembly.